AUGGGGAAUGAAAAGCCGGAACAGUCUUUGUCGCCGUUCGUGACCAUGUUUGAGGGUUUCCGGAAAGAGCUGGAUGAGCACCACGAUCGCCGCGAGAGGAUCAUCAAAGCGUCUCGCGAUAUUACCGCGUCGAGCAAGAAGAUCAUCUUCACGCUACAGAGAGUACGUGCUAUUGGUCAAGCUGUUCCACCAUUCGUCACCAAAAGUAAUGCACAAUACUGGGAGACUAUCGAAAAGCAGUACAAGAGCAUCGCUGCCGACCUUCAAGGACUGAAUGCCCACCGUUACUCGCAUAACAUCACAGGUGGUAACCAGGAGUUCAUGGAGGCGCUCAGCUUCCAGUACUACCUUGAAACGCAAUCUCUCAUCUCAUAUGACGAGGCCGGAUCCAAAAUCGCUGCGAUGUGUGGCGAGGCUGGCGUUGUAUCACUUACGCCUGAGGAUUAUAUCCUGGGUAUCUGUGACAUGACGGGCGAGCUCAUGCGAUUCUCGGUCACAUCAAUGGCUACACACGGCAAACUGCCCUCUGGACGAGCAAAGCACAGCAAACCUAGCAUGCAAACGAAGGAUCAGGACGACCUCGGUGACAAGAUGGACAUUGAUGAGCAAGCACCUGUUGUGCAAGAGACGCAGAAGCCACGGACUGUCUUGGACGACUUGCGAGCCAUCCGGCUUCAGCUUGAGAUGUUCGAAACACCAGGAGGAUCCAAAUUCGAGAAAGAGCUUGAGACGAAGAAGAUGCCGGUGAUGCGGGAGUGUGUCGAUAAGGUGGAGAAGGCACUCUAUGGACUCACUGUGCGAGGAUCUGAGAGACCCAAGGGGUGGAUGCCUGAUAUGGGUGGUGAAAGGCGUGCCGAAGUGGAGAGCUACUAA
This is a messenger RNA of Dothidotthia symphoricarpi CBS 119687, 873 nucleotides long. Its product is annotated as Translin. The transcript has 3 exons. The coding region runs from base 1 to 873 and encodes 290 amino acids. Gene Ontology annotation, cellular component: cytoplasm; nucleus. The record is from RefSeq and is a predicted model, not a curated record. Gene Ontology annotation, molecular function: RNA binding; sequence-specific DNA binding; RNA endonuclease activity. NCBI's taxonomy places the organism in Eukaryota, Fungi, Ascomycota, Dothideomycetes, Pleosporales, Dothidotthiaceae.